Morus notabilis is the source of this 1660-nucleotide messenger RNA. RefSeq names its product sterol 3-beta-glucosyltransferase UGT80B1. The record is from RefSeq and is a predicted model, not a curated record. NCBI's taxonomy places the organism in Eukaryota, Viridiplantae, Streptophyta, Magnoliopsida, Rosales, Moraceae. Gene Ontology annotation, molecular function: UDP-glycosyltransferase activity. Bases 77 to 1639 code for a protein of 520 amino acids. The transcript is spliced from 15 exons.
CAAUAUAUGCAGAUUUGUCAGGACUUGUCGUCUGCCACUGUGAACUCCGGCGUAGCAAGCAAACUGCCAAAUUGUAAUGGAGGAGGCAGAGGACAGGACCAAACCAUUUGCCGUUUUCAUGGCCUUCGGUACCAAAGGAGAUGUCUUUCCUAUUGCUGCCGUUGCGGCAGGUUUCGCAUGUGAUCAGAGACAAUAUCGCGUGAUUUUUGUAACUCAUUCGGCACAUGAGUAUGUAAGUUCUAACUUGGCUGAAAAGAAUGUUGCUUUUGUGCCGGUUUCUUCACCACCUAUUCUUUCUGCUCAUCAAUGUCAAAAUACCACAGGUUCUGCAGAGUUGUCAUUUUCAUUACAGAAAAAGAUGCUUAUUCGAGAUCAUAGACAAGAAUGCUAUUCUAUUCUUGAAAAGAUAUUUGGACGAGGCCCGUGCUUGGAUGAUGAUUUUAUUGUGAUAAAUUUUUUCGCAUUGGAAGGCUGGAGUCUUGCGGAACUGUUUAGAGUUCGUUGCAUAGUCGCUGCGCCGUAUGUUGUUCCAUACAGUGCACCAUCAUCGUUCGAGCGGCAGUUCAAAAAAGAACACCCGCUUCUGUAUAAGUAUCUACAGGAAGCUCCUAUGUUCAAGGUUUGUUGGAAAGACGUGAUUCAUUGGCUCUGGCCCCUUUUCACUGAAUAUUGGGAAUCUUGGAGAUAUGAUCUGAAUUUGAGUUCUUGUCCCUUUACAGAUCCUGUAACUGAUCUACCAGAAUGGCAUAAUAGGCCUUCAUCUCCCUUACUACUGUAUGGAUUUAGCAAAGAAGUUGUUGAAUGCCCCGAUUAUUGGCCACCGACAGCUCGCGUUUGUGGCUUUUGGUUUCUCCCACUGGAAUGGCAGUUUUCAUGUCAGAAGUGCAGUGAAAUCUCAGCACUUGUUUCUGCAGGGCAUUUAGACAAGGAAGAUGAACUAUGCUCUGCUCAUGUUCAUUUACAAUCUUUUUUGAAGACUCGUGUGUCAGAGCCACUUGUGUUUAUUGGGCUGAGUUCUGUUGGUAGCAUGGGAUUUUUGAAAGACCCUCUGGCAUUUCUACACGUCCUUAGGACUGUUCUAGAGAUCACAAGUUACAGAAUUAUCCUUUUCACAGCUGGAUACGAACCUUUUGGCGCAGCAAUCCAAGCAAUAGCUGCUGAAACAGCUUUACACAUGGACAAUAUGCAAUUAAGUGAAGAUUGCCUCCCUCUCUUCAAUGGCCGACUCUUUUGCUUUUCAGGUACCAUAGCAUAUGACUGGCUCUUUCCUAGAUGUGCGGUUGCAAUUCAUCACGGGGGCAGCGGAAGUACUGCUGCCGCACUUCAGGCUGGAAUUCCGCAGGUACUUUGUCCAUUCAUGCAUGACCAGUUUUACUGGGCCGAGAGAAUGCAUUGGCUUGGAGUUGCACCAGAACCAUUGAGAAGGGACGGCUUGUUUCCCGAAAUUAAGGAUGAGAAGAGCAUCCGAGCAGCUGCAAAUGUGCUGUCGAGGGCAAUAAAUGAUGCGUUAUCUCCUGCAGUCAAAGCACGAGCAGCAGAAAUUUCUGAAAAACUUUCUACCGAGGAUGGAGUCUUGGAGGCAGUCAAGUGCAUAAAGAAAGAGCUAGGCUGUUCGAACUCAGAGACUCCAGCAAGUUGAUUUUUUUUUUUUUUUUUUUUU